Molecule: messenger RNA, 483 nt
Organism: Protopolystoma xenopodis
Lineage: Eukaryota; Metazoa; Platyhelminthes; Monogenea; Polystomatidea; Polystomatidae
Source: the annotation of a GenBank genome assembly
AUGGCUUUAUGUCGCGCCGGCCGCUUCGACCUAAUCCUUUACAUCCCUCCACCAGAUAUUACGGCUCGGACAAGAAUUUUGGAGUUGGAGUUGAGGCGCCGCGGCUGUUCUAUAGCUGAUGGUCUCGAGGUUCCUUCUUCCGAAGUUGCUAAGCCAUCUAAGAUUUCCUCCUCAUCUCACUCAUCUCACUCAUCUCAUUCCUCUAUCUCUACCUCCCUUUCCACUUCCUCCACUUCCUCCACUUCUUCCACUUCAUCUUCCUUUUCUUCGUACUCUCAAACCGAUCCAAUCCUCUCCUCUUUUGCCUCCCCGGUCAACCACAGCCUCUGCCCUCCCCUCCCUUUAGCCCUCGAGCAAUCUUUGUCUGGCUCUGAAAUGCCAGUUCCCUUAUGCUCGCUUUGGCUGGCAUCAUUCGCCCGAGAACAGCUGACUGAUUUCACUGGGGCCGAAAUUGUCCAGCUGGUCUGCAGAGCAGCUGAAUUA